AUGGAAAUCAACCCCCUGCUGGACUACUGCAACCUCUACCCACUCCCAGUCACCUGUCUCCCUGGACUUUAUCAUCAGACUAUGUCCUUCAGAAGAUCCAUGGCAUCCCUUCGGACAUUGUGUCUGACCAAGGACACCAAUAUACCUCUCAGCCAUGUGUAUGCCAUAGCUGAUUCAGCCUUUCAACUUUCUCAAUCCUCUACACAAGAACAGUGCAUUGUCAUAAGUGGACAGAGUGGUUCUGGAAAAACCGAAGCUACAAAACUAAUAGUUCAAUACCUCAGCUCCAUGUAUUGCAGCAUAAGCAACAGCCUUCGGCAGGUAAUUCAUCUGGAAAACAAAUCACCUAUGGAAGUAUUUCCAAUCCUUGAGAGUUUUGGAAAUGCCAAGACCAUCCUCAACAACAACUCCAGUCGCUUUGGCAAGUACCUCCACAUCCAUAUUCUUCAUGGGAUUGUUGUUGGGACCUCAUUGUCCAAAUAUCUCCUGGAGAAGUCCAGGGUUGUCUUUCAGGCCACUGAGGAGAGGAACUACCAUGUGUUUUAUGAGCUGCUGGCUGGUAUGAAUGACUGGGACAAACAGGAACUCUAUCUGCAGGGAGCCGAGACCUAUUUCUACUUAAAUCAAAGCGAAUCCUUUGAAGUGGCUCGAAUCUUCAGCGAGGCUGAGUCCAGGAGGGUUGGCUCUUUGUUGCAGAUUUCCUCAGAAGCUCUGCAAACCGUCAUUACUCACAGAGUUACAGAGACCACCUAUGAUAGGAUCUACUGUCCCUUGUCUGUGGAAAGUGCCAUAGAAUCAAGAGAUGCCAUUGCCAAAGCCUUGUACUCAGUCCUGUUUGACUGGUUGUUGGAGCAGAUCAAUGACUGGCUGAAUCCCUCAGAAAUGGACAGCACUGUGGGUAUAGUGGACAUCUAUGGGUUUGAGGAUCUGAGCGUGAACAGCUUUGAGCAGUUGUGUAUCAACUUGGCCAAUGAGCAGUUGCAGCACUUUGUCAACAAAGCAGUGAUCUCUCAGGAGCAGGAAGAGUACAGUGCAGAACAGAUCCAGUGGUAUCCGAUGCCAAUCAAAAACUUCAGCUUAUGUCUGGAGUUGAUUUCCUCCAGGCCACACGGCAUCCUUCGUAUUCUGGAUGAUCAGACUUUCCUUCCACAGGCCACAGACCACACUUUCCUCCAAAAAUGCCACUACCACCAUGCAAGCAACCCAUUGUAUGCCAAGCCUAAGAACCCACUGCCAGUGUUCACAAUUUAUCACUAUGCUGGUCCUGUCACGUACCAGGUCCAUAAUUUCCGAAAUAAGAACCACGACCAGUUUAGGACAGAAGUGGUGGAGCUUUUUGCCAGCAGCCGUAUAAAGGUCUAG
Nematolebias whitei (Rio pearlfish) is the source of this 1362-nucleotide messenger RNA. RefSeq names its product unconventional myosin-XV-like. The transcript is spliced from 15 exons. NCBI's taxonomy places the organism in Eukaryota, Metazoa, Chordata, Actinopteri, Cyprinodontiformes, Rivulidae. The record is from RefSeq and is a predicted model, not a curated record. The coding region runs from base 1 to 1362 and encodes 453 amino acids. Gene Ontology annotation, cellular component: myosin complex. Gene Ontology annotation, molecular function: ATP binding; cytoskeletal motor activity.